AAUAGGUCCCAAAAUUUACACACCAACGAAGAGGGCGUAAUCCGAAAAGCACAUGGAUGAAAUUAGGGGUAAUUAGUCAAAUUAAGACAGUAGACAGUUUCUUUACAACCGAUGUAACGAUAGGUCGCUCAAAUAUUUUUCUCUUGAAGAUAAUUUUUAUUUUUUUAUUUUAACAAGUAUUCUUUUUAUCGUUUUAUAUCUCAAAAUAAUAUCACAAAAUGGUCAACGACAGUCCAAAUGAUGAUUUGACAAAGUCAACUCCAAGACAAUCUGAAAAAUCUGACCGUGUAUGCAAAAAUGGAAAAUUGCAAUCGAAAGAUGAUACUGAAAAAAUUUCCCAGUAUUCUCCAUCAAAUGGUACGAGCAAUAAAAAUGAAGAAGCUAUGAAGGAACUAUUUAGUGACUAUAGAGUAUUUGAAAAUUGGUGUUCUAUAAAAUAUUAUGAAUUCAACACCCAAGUGGGUGAGACAUUUCAUGUAACAAAUAAUUCUCUGGAAGUAAAUGUUAAUAACUACACGAAUUACAGUAAUAAUAACACUAGUUUAUGCUUGGGUAAACUUACUAACGAGUCUCGCAAUAAAAUUAGUGAAACAAUAAAGAAUAAUAUCGGCCAGGGUAUCAUUAUAUACUUGCAAACAAAUGGCGAUAUUUGGUUGCGACAGAACUGCAAUCAAAAAAUUUUUGUAGAAUCAAAUUUUCUUACCAAAGAAAAUAUAUUAAUCAAUAAAACUGGUGCCCUACAAAUUUGUACACAUGCUUACAAUAAAAUAUUCAGCAUGAUUUUAGCUAACGAGCAAAUGAAGAUGCGUAUUAAUUCUGAUCCCAGCUCUAAGAAUGACAAAAAUAAUUUCAAGGAAUUUUUUACUAUUUAUGUAAGCUUUGGUGAAGUAUGGGGUCCUAAUUGUCCAAAGAAGACUAUUAAUGAAACGCCAUGCUGGUUAGAAAUUUUUUUCCACCCAGCUUCAAAAUUACUUGAUAUUCUUCUUAGUCAGUGAGAUAUUUGUAAAUUAAAAAAAUUUAUUAUUA
Molecule: messenger RNA, 1026 nt
Organism: Cotesia glomerata
Lineage: Eukaryota; Metazoa; Arthropoda; Insecta; Hymenoptera; Braconidae
Product: mothers against decapentaplegic homolog 4-like
Exons: 5
Coding region: 219-995 (258 amino acids)
Biological process (GO): regulation of transcription by RNA polymerase II; cell differentiation; anatomical structure morphogenesis
Cellular component (GO): heteromeric SMAD protein complex
Molecular function (GO): RNA polymerase II cis-regulatory region sequence-specific DNA binding; DNA-binding transcription factor activity, RNA polymerase II-specific; I-SMAD binding
Source: RefSeq, a predicted model, not a curated record